UUCACUAGGAUGGGCCCUCAUGGCAAUGAAUCCAGUGUCACAUAUUUUAUCCUAAUAGGCCUCCCAGGCUUGGAGGAGGCUCAGUAUUGGUUGGCCUUUCCACUGUGCUCCCUCUACCUUAUUGCUGUGCUAGGUAACCUGACGAUCAUCUACGUGGUGCGGACCGAGCACAGCCUGCAUGAGCCCAUGUAUGUUUUUCUGUGCAUGCUUUCUGGCAUUGACAUCCUCAUCUCCACCUCAUCCAUGCCAAAAAUGAUGGCCAUCUUCUGGUUCAAUUCCACUACCAUCCAGUUUGAUGCGUGCUUGAUACAAAUGUUUGCCAUACACUCUUUAUCAGGUAUUGAGUCCACAGUACUGCUGGCCAUGGCCUUUGACCGUUAUGUGGCCAUCUGUCAUCCACUCCGCCAUGCCACUGUGCUCACAUUGCCUCGAGUUAUCAAGAUUGGCAUGGCUGCAGUGGUACGAGGAGCUGCACUGAUGGCACCCCUGCCGAUCUUCAUCAAACGGCUCCCCUUCUGCCACUCCAACAUCCUUUCCCACUCCUAUUGCCUCCACCAAGAUGUCAUGAAGCUGGCCUGUGCUGAUAUCCGUGUCAAUGUCAUCUAUGGCCUCAUUGUCAUCAUCUCUGCCAUCGGCCUGGAUUCACUUCUCAUCUCCUUCUCCUAUCUGCUUAUCCUGAAGACUGUAUUAGGCUUGACACGUGAAGCUCAGACAAAGGCAUUUGGCACGUGUGUCUCUCAUGUGUGUGCUGUUUUCAUAUUCUAUGUACCUUUCAUUGGAUUGUCUAUGGUGCACCGAUUCAGCAAGCGGCGUGAUUCUCUCCUGCCUGUCAUCAUGGCCAAUAUCUAUCUGUUGGUCCCUCCUGUGCUCAACCCCAUCGUGUAUGGAGUGAAGACAAAGGAGAUCCGGCAACGCAUCCUUCGCCUUUUCCAAAUAACAUGUAGCAAAGACAUAACAUGGCUAAAAAAGUAAAAUAAAAUCACAAGAAAACAAUAAAACUAGAUUAUAUGGCUUAAAAUUAUGACGUUCUUUCUAGAUCCCAACUAUAUUGUGUUUUGGAAAAAUAGAAGUACCUGGAGUUCCUAAAAAUGACUUCCACUGA
Messenger RNA from Tupaia belangeri chinensis (Chinese tree shrew), 1102 nucleotides. Its product is annotated as olfactory receptor 51E1. Lineage: Eukaryota; Metazoa; Chordata; Mammalia; Scandentia; Tupaiidae. Gene Ontology annotation, biological process: G protein-coupled receptor signaling pathway. Gene Ontology annotation, cellular component: plasma membrane. Gene Ontology annotation, molecular function: olfactory receptor activity; G protein-coupled receptor activity. The record is from RefSeq and is a predicted model, not a curated record. The coding region runs from base 10 to 972 and encodes 320 amino acids. The transcript is spliced from 2 exons.